UUUUCUUCUAGCGUUUCGCGUGUGUGUGUGUGUGUGUGUGUGUGUUGAAAGAGUGAAAGUUAUUUACCACCUUCCCAACCUCUCACCUUCAUUAUGCACUAAACAACCAUCGUCAUCGUGUUGCGUGCAUCGAGGAAAAUGGUUACUAAAACUUCGUUGCUCCCACGCGCCCCACCGUGUUUGUUUUUCUCUCGUCCCAGCCGUUUCCAUUCAUGUUUUCAUAUUUCAUUGCAAGUUUCGUCUCCCAUUUGUUUGUUGUUUUUUUCUUCUGUUUUUAUAAUUGUUUGGUUUAAAUAAUCUGUUGUGUUGCUUUCCGUUUUCCGGCGUGAACCAAGUGUGCUCAACGGUUGCUGCUGUAAAUUUAGUUUAGACGGCUUUGAACGACUGAAGCGUUUGAUGAAACGGUUGGGGCUUGUUGGCUCGAUGGCAGCGCCACCUAGCGGAUUAUCGAAGACACAAACACGAGGCGAGACCGACAUCACACUGCAAGCGUCCGAUCGGCUUGCGCAAACGUCUGAACUGGUGAUGGGAAAAAUGAAGUUUUCGACGGAAUCGAGUUUCCGUUCCGGAACUAUCUCCGGAAUCUCUGGAAUCGGAAUAGGCUCCGAAAUCAGAAACGGAGUCGGUUUCGGCAUCUUCCCAAUUUACUUGUAAAACGACCUAUUCUCAUGGUGACUCCCGGAUUGGUUUCGCUUCUGAAACUUCUUACUUCAAUUCAAGAACUGAUUCUCCUUCCGGAGCUAAUUCCAUUUCUGGAGUCAAAACUGAUUCCGUUACCGGAGCAAAUUGCGAUCCCCGGGUGGAUUCCCAUUCCGGAGCCGACUCCGGAAUCGGUUCCAGAGUCACGUUCGGAAUCUGCUCCAGAGUCAACUCCGGUAUCGGGUCCGAAGUCAACUCCGAAAUCGGGUCCGAAGUCAACUCCGGUAUCGGGUCCGAAGUCAACUCCGGAAUCGGGUUCGAAGUCAACUCCGGAAUCAGCUCCGAAGUCAACUCCGGAAUCGGGUUCGAAGUCAACUCCGGAAUCAGGUCCGAAGUCAACUCCGGAAUCGUGUCCGAAGUCAACUCCGGAAUCGGAUCCGAAGUCAACUUCGGAAUUGGGUCCGAAGUCAACUCCGGAAUCGGGUCCGAAGUCAACUCCGGAAUCUGGUCCGAAGUCAACUCCGGAAUCGGGUUCGAAGUCAACUCUGGAAUCAGGUCUGAAAUCAAGUCCGGAAUCGGGUCCGAAGUCAACUCCGGAAUCAGGUCCGAAGUCAACUCCGGAAUCAGGUCCGAAGUCAACUCCGGAAUUGGGUCCGAAGUCAACUUUGGAAUCGGGUCCAAAGUCAACUCCGGAAUCGGGUCCGAAGUCAACUCCGGAAUCGGGUCCGAAGUCAACUCCGGAAUCGGGUCCGAAGUCAACUCCGGAAUCGGGUUCGAAGUCAACUCUGGAAUCAGGUCCGAAGUCAACUCCGGAAUUGGGUCCGAACGUCUGAAUCCAAUAAUUCGCUGCAAGCGAGGAGAAAGUGUGUUCAAAAGCGUGUGUGUGUGUUGCAUUCGAUCCUGUUUUUACUUAUCAUCCCGACCGAUUUGAAUCAAAAACCGUUUAGAAAAUUUCGUGGAAGAAAGACAAAAAGGAAAUUCAAGAAGCAAAAAAACGAUGUCCAAUCGUUUUGUUCCAUUGUUUACGUGCUAAUAUCGCUGACCCUAUACUAAUAAGCCAAACAGCCAGUGCACCCGUACUAAUCGCAUUCUCUCUCGCUCUCUCUCUCUCCCGCU
Molecule: messenger RNA, 1755 nt
Organism: Anopheles coluzzii
Lineage: Eukaryota; Metazoa; Arthropoda; Insecta; Diptera; Culicidae
Product: protein TsetseEP-like
Exons: 2
Coding region: 669-1472 (267 amino acids)
Source: RefSeq, a predicted model, not a curated record